AUGGUGCGAAAAGGGAAGGAGACAGCCGUGCCCGAGGAGCAUCCCGGCGGAGGACAUAUUGCGGUUACGGCGCAGCAGUCGCGGUAUGCGCUGGAUGCCGUUGAUGCGCCGGCGUCGAAAGAGAUUCUUGUGAAGGAUCUCUCCAUAAGUGUGUCGAAUCGGGAACUUCUCAGCCACGCGAAUCUUCACUUGGUCGAAGCCCGGCAUUAUGUCCUGGUGGGGCGGAAUGGCACAGGGAAAUCCACUCUACUCGAAGCGAUUGCCGACGGCCUGAUCCCUGGGAUCCCGUGGAGUACGAGAAUUUUGCUCCUGGGCCAGGCGCGAGAGGCCGAGCUUGAAGAAGAGCUUGGUGGGUUGAAGUUGGAGGAUGAGACGGCGUUGCAGCAUGUCGUACGGAGUGAUCGAGUAAGGGAGCGGUACACGCGGGAAGCGCGGAUAUUGAGCGAGGCCGUGGAGCACCCGACCGACCCGAUGGCACCGGUGAGAGCCUACAGGAAGAUUUAUCAUGAGCGGUUAGCGGUGCAGUUGAAAGAAGCACAUCGCAUCGCCGAGAGAAGAAGCGGGGCAAGAGGGAAGCAGGCCAGGAAGGAGCUCAUCAAAGCCGAAGAGCGCUUCGGGGAAUCGAAGGCCAUGCUGGAGCAGGAUGAGAGUGAGAUUGGUCUUACGAAGCUGAGCGAGGAGACGCAUGCCGCUGCGGAUAUGCUUACUAGCGUCCAAUCUGCGCUCGAGCUGAUGGAUGCUUCGGAGGCAGAGGUCAAGGCAAGAUCUGUCCUUCUGGGCUUAGGGUUCAAGGAGGAUCGGAUCGACAAACCCUUCUCACAGCUAUCCGGAGGAUGGAGGACGCGUUGCGAUCUUGCAUGCGCGCUCUGCCAGUACGCCGACGUUCUGCUGCUCGACGAACCUACCAAUUUCUUGGACCUUCCAUCAAUCAUCUGGCUACAGGAUUACAUCCGCAACCUCACGGGAACCACGGUGCUCAUCACCACGCACGACCGAGACUUUGGUGAUGCAGUGGCGGAGGAAUUGAUCAUCCUUCGACAUCAAACCCUCGAGACGUUCCGUGGCAAUCUCAGCCUGUAUGAACGAGAGCGCUACAAGAAAGCGCGCUACCUGACCAAGAUGAAGGAGGCCCAGGACAAGCAGAAGACACACAUGGAGAAGACAGUGGCCAGCAAUAUCAAAGCAGCGCGAGAGAAAGGCGACGACAAGAAGCUCAAACAAGCUGCGUCCCGGAAGAAGAAGCUCGACGAACGAAUGGGUAUAGAAGUGGGUCUGAAGGGAGGCCGAUUCAAGCUCAACCGCGAUCUUGGGGGAUAUUUUCUCAACAGAAGGGCGGAGAUUGAGAUUCCAGACUUCGAUCCAUCGGUCAAAAUGGCCUUUCCCAGACAGCCGCCAGAUCUGCGGUUCCCCGGCGCGCUGGUGAGCCUCGAGAAGGUGUGCUUUGCCUAUCCGGGGAGUAGGAAGGUACCUGUCUUGACUGAUAUUACCUUAACUAUCCAUCCGGGAGAGAGGGUGGGCCUCGCAGGACUCAAUGGAUCCGGGAAGACGACCUUGGUAUCCCUCAUUAUGGGUAGUGGAGAUGAUGCUGCAGGAGGCCUUGCACCCACGUCAGGCACCAUUACUCGGCAUUCUCGUGCGAAGUUUGGCCGUUUCUCCCAGCAAUGCGUUGAGGAAAUCAAUGCAAUAGCUGCGGCUAGUCCGAAGCUCACGGCGCUGUCGCACUUGAUGGAAUACUGUGGGAGCGAAAUGGAAGAGAAGGAUGCAAGGCAGAUCCUGGGGAGCCUGGGACUACAAGGACAGGUGGCAUCAGACGUUCCGCUCGCGUUACUCUCUGGAGGACAGAAGGUCAGACUGGCAUUGGCGAAGCUCCUGUGGCCUCCGCCGCAGUUACUCAUUCUGGACGAGGUCACGACGCACUUGGAUGCGGAUACGAUUCUGGGCCUAGUCAACGCAUUGCGGGAGUACGACGGUGCGCUCUUGGUAGUCACCCACGACAGGUACUUCAUGAGGACUGUGGUGGAGGGCGAGAGCCCGUACAAGCUAGCGCCAGGGGCGCACACGGACGAGCAGCCCGAAGAGGAGGAUUCCGACGACGAGGAAGCAGGGGCGCCUGCGGGAACCGUUUAUCGGCUCGUCAAGGGGCAGUUGAAGAAGCUGGAGGGCGGCAUGGAGCAACAAUUUCGAUUCCAUGACAAUGCUCUCCCUUUGCAUAUACCCGACCGUUGUCAUAAUUAUGCCUUAGCUGCCUCUCGCGCCUUUUGGAACGCUGCCGUGAGCUUGAUUGUCCCUCGUUUCCGAAUUCCGAUUCCCGCCUGCCGUUCCGCGACGCUGUGGUGGACUCCUGAGCUGGCCAUGACAGAAGCUCAACCUCCAGCUCCAGCUCCAGCCCAACCUCCGCCCCGCGACACCUCCGAGCCCGCCGACCCCUCGCAGCCCCAGCUCAAAGCGCCCAAGGACAAGCACUGCCCGUUUUGCGGCCAGGCAUUCACGUCGAGCAGCCUCGGCCGCCAUCUCGACCUCUACAUUCGCGCGAAGAACCCGAAGCCGGCCGAUGGCGUGCACGUCGUGGAGGAGAUACGCAAGAUCCGGGGCGGCAUCACACGCAGGCAGGCGAAGGGCUCCGUCAAGAGGGAGGGCAGCGGCACGCCCGCAAAGAAGCACUCGGUGACGGGCGAUGGCUCGCCGUCAAUCGCGCAGAGCCCAGACGAGGACGACGAGCUGCCGGAGCUGAGGCCGGCGAAGCAGAGACAGCAGUUCAAGGACGUCAGCUGGGGCGGGCCGAGCACCGCUGCGCCGCGGGCACUGGGCGCGAAGACGCCAGAGGUGAGGAGAGAGGUGUCCCGGCAGAUGCAAAAGGCGGAAUUGGACCAGCGGCACAAGCUGUCGGUGGACCAGGAGACGGCGAGGGCAACAGAGCUAGCUUUGCGGGAGCUGCUGCGGAGCGUCAGGGAAGCUAACGCGAAAGCCACGGGCCAAACCCUGUUCGACUUCGACCCGUACACUCUCAACUUCCCCAGCCUCUGCCUGCAGAUACUCCCUCCGCCCUCGACCCUCUUCUCCCCGACGCCGUUUCCCACAAGCGAGUCGUGGUCCAUACAGCCGCCUGGCCAGAAGCAGCUCGAGGCUCUCAAUCGCCAGGUACGCGAGCGGUUGCUUGCACACCAGCGGCAGAAGCAGAUAAAUCACGCCUAUCCCUCCUGCUCGCAUUCGAACCCCCCGUCUGGCCGCAAUUCUCCGCUCCCGACGCCGCCCCUUUUCGACCCCGACCCGCAGAAGCUGUUCUGCCAUAUUGCGGAUGCAUACAAUCAUUGGAUACACCAGCCAGACAAGGCGCGGCAGGAACACUGGCAGGUGGAAGUCCUGCGGUCAUAUGCGCGCGCCAACCAUCUACGGCGGGAAGCGGAGACUAGCCUGGAGAAUGCACGGCGAGAGAUUGAAUAUCUAAAGUCGAAUCGAAGGGCAUCAGGAGGGCCGGAGCUCUCCCCGAUCAGCUUCACGCUGGGCACGGAGACGGUCAAGGAGCUGGGCAGGCAUGGCAUGGACUUUCGAAACUGGGACUAUGACCGCUUGAUCGAGAAGUGGAAGAGCGUCGUCAGAGAAACUAAGAAUGUGGCGAGUGGUCUGGCGGCACAGAAACCACUGCCAAAUGCACCGUCGAGGAGUUGUUCAAUGGCGAGCAUACCUGCGCAGCCCUUCACCAGCAUCAAUACCAGUGCUGCUGCACCCAACGUCAAGGUGGAAUCGACGCCGUAUUCAGCGCCGCCGACUACAAUUGGCACAGAGCUCGGCAGCGAUCAAAUCGAUGCUGAAGGCGAGGAUGACGAUGCAGACGUAGACCUCGACGUUGUACCCGCUUCGCAAGACGUCUCCAUGGACAACACGCCUCUUCACGGGCUUCCGCAUCAACCUACGCCCAUCCACCCAGCACAGAUGCACGCCCAUCUUCAAUCGCAGGCCCAUGCUCAAGCCCAAGCACAGGCCCACGCACAGGCACAAGCCCACGCUCAAGCACAGGCACAAGCUCAGGCGCAAGCUCAGGCAUGGGCCGCCGCCCGACAGCACAUGAAUCGGAGUCGAAACCAGCAGCAUCAACAACAACACCAUCACUCGCAUCCACAGCUAUCCCCUCAUCCCUCGCAUAUGGGCUCUGCGACGAACAGUCGCCGAGCUUCUGCCGUGCUUAUGGAUGCCCAUGCCAUGAAUGCAGGCGGGAUGCUGCCUAUGGAUGGGAUCGAGAACCAUCAAGACCAGUUCCUGAGAAUGGAUAUGGGCCUUGCGACCGGGUUCGUAGGCUCCAACGCCGACACAGUAUGA
Messenger RNA from Trematosphaeria pertusa, 4314 nucleotides. RefSeq names its product P-loop containing nucleoside triphosphate hydrolase protein. Gene Ontology annotation, molecular function: ATP binding; ATP hydrolysis activity. NCBI's taxonomy places the organism in Eukaryota, Fungi, Ascomycota, Dothideomycetes, Pleosporales, Trematosphaeriaceae. The transcript has 5 exons. The coding region runs from base 1 to 4314 and encodes 1437 amino acids. The record is from RefSeq and is a predicted model, not a curated record.